CACAAUAUUUCCAUCACGUUGUUUCAUGCCUUUCUUUAUGGAUUUCUCUCAAAGUUUUUGUACAAUUUGGAGAACUUUGAGAUUCAUCUCUCGAGCAAGAAGCACCAGAAUAGCAUCCCCACGCGUGAUAUCACGUAUCUACUGGCUCCCAACUGAAAGAAACUUCUUUCUCCUAGCCGCUAAGAGGAGUGAUGACUCUAAAUAUGAUGACAGAAGAUAUUUAUCUUCGUAUUGUUUGGUAGCUGCUAUUGGACUAGCGUUCUGUUCUAAUAAUGAUAGAGAUAAUAACGAAGAAUUUUUGUUGGCGGCUAAAAAUAGUAACAUUGCAUCACUUAAAAGAGGAUUAUCAAAUGGUGUUGAUGUUAAUUGCCGUCAUCAGUUAGGAUGGACAGCAUUGCAUGUAUCAGUGAUCAAUGGAAAUAAAAAGGCUGUUGAGUGGUUAAUUAAAGUGGGCGGAGCCAAUGUUAAUACACAGGAUGAAUAUUCAUCAGCUAGGAGGAUGGCACGUGUACUAAAGGCAUCACAUCAUCAAAUUGCUCAAUUGAGAGAGCAUCACUUCUGUUCAUUCAUCAAUCCUUAUGCCACAUAUACUGGCUUCACUCCAUUACACUAUGCAGUGAUCACUGAUAAUGAGGACAUCAUUCAGUUACUACUGGAUAACGGAGCCAAUCCCUCAAUAGAAGACAGUAUGGGUCGGACCCCUAUUAAUUACUGCACUAACGAGUCAGUAAGAAAACUAUUGGAGAAAUAUUCAGUUAAAUUUGAGGAGAACGAGCUAAGGAAGAGACUGGAGGAAAGAAGGAAGUAUCCGCUGGAGGACAGACUAAGGAAUCAUCUAGUCGGCCAAGAGGGGGCCAUCACUACUGUAGCAUCAGCAAUAAGGAGGAGAGAGUUGGGUUGGAAUGACACUGAUCAUCCACUAGUGUUCCUGUUCCUUGGAUCCUCUGGAAUUGUGGUUGCUAAAUUAAUAGGGGCUCCCCCUGGCUACAUAGGCUAUGAUCAAGGGGGACAGUUGACGUCUUUACUCAAACAGUGUCCAAACGCUCUUGUCCUCUUCGAUGAGGUGGAAAAGGCUCACCCUGACGUACUUACUGUCCUACUGCAGCUGUUUGAUGAGGGCCGGCUGACUGAUGGACAGGGAAAUACCAUUUCUUGUAAAGAUGCUGUUUUUGUGAUGACGUCUAAUUUAGCGAGUGAAGAAAUUGCACAGCAUGGACUGAGAUUGAGACAGGAAGCUAUUAAUAAUAUAAUGAGAGAUGAUGAUGGUAAAGAAACAGUUGAAAUAUCUCGUAACUUUAAAGAGAACGUGAUAGAGCCAAUACUAAAGCAUCAUUUUCAUCGCGACGAAUUUAUUGGCAGAAUCAACGAAAUUGUUUAUUUCCUUCCUUUCUCACGUAGCGAGUUACAGAAACUCGUUGAGCAAGAACUGAUAGUUUGGCAAAAAAGAGCCAUGGAGAGACAUCAGAUUAAGUUGACAUGGGACAGAGAAGUCCUUGAUGUUGUUUCUGAUGGUUACAAUGUUAAGUAUGGAGCUAGAUCAAUUCAUCACGAAGUUGAGAGAACGGUUGUUAAUCAGUUGGCUCUAGCUUAUGAGAAGGAGUACAUCAGCAAAGGAAGUUCAGUUCAUUUGAUUGUAAAGAAAGAAGGCAAUGAAGGAAGAGGACCACUUGUAUCUAUAAAAGUUUUAAAUGAUAAAAACUCACUAGGAACUAAACAAACAAAAUCUUUAGCUAAGCCAGUACUUCCUUUUGGUCAAUGAUUGUUAGCAAUAGUCAACACUGCAAUAAUUCUGCCUCAAAAUUAUGUUUCAUGCUAUAUGCAGUAUGGCCAGUAAAUAUUCCAUUAUAAUGUACGUGCUACAAAA
Molecule: messenger RNA, 1864 nt
Organism: Amphimedon queenslandica
Lineage: Eukaryota; Metazoa; Porifera; Demospongiae; Haplosclerida; Niphatidae
Product: caseinolytic peptidase B protein homolog
Exons: 15
Coding region: 26-1759 (577 amino acids)
Biological process (GO): cellular response to heat
Cellular component (GO): cytoplasm; mitochondrion
Molecular function (GO): ATP binding; protein binding; ATP hydrolysis activity
Source: RefSeq, a predicted model, not a curated record